UUAACUAUUACUAUACUCUGAAAGGUAGACUGCAUCUUGAAAGUUUUAUAAAUUCUGAAGAUUGAAUUCGAACGUGUUUGAACAACUUGCGAUUGUUAAGUACUAGGGAUCGCCGCGCCGCAUGAAUUCCGUUGAUGGAGCUGUACCAACAGUUCCUUCUGACUGAAGAUAUUCUCAAGAAUAUUAUAAAUGAUGCGAAGCAGAACAUUCAAGCGACAUUCAAAGAAAUUACUGCUGCUUUGGGAGGCAUUGAAACCCAUGUGGAUGGCGAUGUUUUGAGUGAAGACAUUGAGAAACAGGUUGACAAAACUGAAGACCCCCUGCUAAAACCAGUAGUUAGUCAAAAGCGGAAAGUAAAAACGAGCAUUCACUCCGCGAGAUGUGAGCACAGCCCUCUAAACCGUUCAAAACUAAACCAGGUAGUGGAGUCGCAUAAAUCGCCGACCAAGUUGUUAAAGAACUCCAGAAAGUUAAGUAAGCAGUUGUGCAUUGCGAAAGAUAGUCCGAAGCAAACGGAACUUAAAGAUAUCUUUCAGCCAAGUGAUAAUAUCUGCGAUCUGAAGAGCCAUAAGCCCCAGCUUUUAGAUCCAAGCAUCCUUCAAACAACUCUCUGCCCCACAAAUAAAAAAAGUCUGAUUUCAGCUUAUAUUUCCAACUCCGAACCAGUAAACGAGUGGACUACCAAUGUUGAGGAAAGAAAGUGUGAUCAAAUUAACGAGAGCGAACUUUAUAUCUCCAAAACUGGGGACAUACAAAUAUCUGCUCAAAAGUUGUCAGGAAAGAAAAGAACACUAUCGAUGGAUACUUCAGAUUACCAACCACUCGUUAAACGUACCAGUUUUAACAAGACAGGGUUGAAUGCAAAGUCAAAACAUAAUGUCGAAGAUGAGGCGUCGCCGAAUGAUGAACAGUUACUGAAUCUGACUGUGUCUUUAGGUCAUGCUCCUGCAACUACAACAUCGUCCUACACUAAUACCACAAAGUCUCCUAGCCUCGAGUCAGCUACUUCGCUUUCCGAUUCAUCAAGUGCUCCCCCACGAAGUAAUAUAAAUGGCAACAAUAGUACAUUUGUAAGCAAAUCACCAUUUGGUGACUUAUCAAACAUACAGAAAGUGCCGUGCCCUUCCAUAUUUUCAACUGAAACUCAAAUGAAACACAUCCCAAGACUUCCAGUUCCCGCAACUGAUAAGAGGAUUACCUCUCUUGAAAACAAAGCUGCUAGUACUUGUGGCAAAUCGCGUUUGUUUUCAUCCACUGAAAGAUUGGGUGGUGUUUCGAGGCUCAAUUCUCUAAAUCAUCCCACUCAGGCAUCAAAACCAAGAACAGGUUCGAAGUUAAAUUCCAUCAACGAAAAAGUAUCCGUUAAUACAUCCAUAAAUGGUUACUCUAAUAAGCAGAAGAAUCGAUCAGGUUCCGUUUUAUCUGAUAAGGAACAGCGUAUGGAAGCCAAAAGGCAAGUUUUUAUUGAACAGAUGGAGAAAAGAGAAGAGCGCCUGCGAGCUUUCCAGGACGCUCAAAAGCAAAAAAUGGAAGCUCGUAAAAAGGCGAAUGAAGAACGUUUUCUUGCUGUCCAACAACGAUAUCAACAGAUGCUGCAGGGAAAUCAUCUUCAACUGAAAGAAAACAAUACUUCUGUUACAUCCGUCCAGCCAAGUAACGUAAGUGCUAAACCAUUUCAGACUACUACUCUACUGAAAAAGUGUAAUGUAAAUUUAAAUCCUAUGGAUCAUACUACGUUAAAGGUACUAAAUAAACCUGUUACAAUGAUCAAACAAACUCAACCGAACACCUGCCCAAAACCCCAGCCGGUUUCUAAACUCAAUGUAGUCCAACAACCGAAACUGCAAAAUGAAGAGAAAGAAACCAUAACUCAAAAAGUGUCACUCAUAAGCAGCCCACUUGUCAAUGGCUCUUUCGACAUAUCACAGCUGAAUUCUGAUUCGGAAUCAGACGACGACGAGCCAACUAUGAAAGUUCCUGGUUGGUGUCGUAAAGGAAACCCUGAAAUGAUAGCGGCAAUGUCUGAUGUUUACUCGAACAAACUAAAAUGGCAAAAUGAAUUCCUACCUGCAUCUAUGAUAACUUUUGAUAUUGGUGAUGUAUUCCGUAAUUAUCAGUAUACCAUUCGACCACGUACAAGCAGCGGUAUAUGGAAUACUCCUCCUGGUGCUUCAAAGAGUUCUACUGGUCGUUCAAUUAUAAAGAAGAUACUCUUAUGAAUACACACUAAGUUCUCAAAAACUUGUACAUUCCAUUUUUAUUAACAUUUGUUUGUGUACUGUUAUACCCCCUACUUCACUAACUUUGCUUUUAUUACUUAUAUUAAAUUAUUGGAUAUAUGUCUAGUUCCAAUUAUACAUAAUCCUUCCAGUUGUUAAAAAAUUGACCUUAUCCUAUAUUCAUGUUAAGAUUUGUUAAAUACCUUAUGUGAGUUAUUUUCCUAAUGAUAGAACGGUAUAUGUGUAGUGUUACUGUGUUUUAUCUUUGUAUUCUUGUCUUCUGGGUGUAAAAGUAAAACAAUAGCUCGGAUUUCAGAUUUUAACGAAACGUUUAUUAAGUAUUUAGAUAGGCAGGCUUCUGUAAAAAAUCGUUGAUAAAUAUAUUCUGUCGACUACCCAGUAAUGCUUGUCAACAUUAUCAUGUUAACGAAGUGAAAGCUAGAGAAGGAAUGCCUAAUAGAGACAAUUUCAUUUAAGAUCUCCAGGUGUUAACGUGUAAGUCCAUUACCGUAUAUCAGAAUACAAAUAGACUUUGGUCUACAUAAAGUCAUUCGGCAAUAACGAAAGCUUUGAAAGUCUAAAUAAGCAAGUUUUAGUGAUGUAGAUAAUAAAAACGCUGGUAUGACUACUUCAAUAUGAGUAUAACAGUUAGUGUAAAAUAACCCUACAAUUUCAUUCGCGUGCGACACUUAUGAUAACUAUGGUGUAUUUCUAGUCUAAGAUGCAGACUAUUGAGAAAAGCACACGGGAUUCGUUCCGUCCUAUGGAUUUAUAAUAUAUAGGCUACUAAUAUGAUUAUUUGAUUGCAAUUUUUUUAGCUCAAAACUUAUCAGUCUGAUAUGAUUCUCU
Molecule: messenger RNA, 3068 nt
Organism: Schistosoma bovis
Lineage: Eukaryota; Metazoa; Platyhelminthes; Trematoda; Strigeidida; Schistosomatidae
Source: the annotation of a GenBank genome assembly